UCUGUCCCAGCAUGCUCCACGCUGCAGCGAUGGCGGCUGCCGCGGCGGCGUCCAGGCUGGUGGCCUCGGUGCUCAAACCCCUCGCCGCCGGCCUGACGAGGAGUAAAGUGGCGCUGAGGAGAAGGGAGCGGAGGUCUUCAUACCUGCUGUUGGCUCCAUUACUGGCUCAAGCUAAAGCAAGAGCUGAUCUGCCCCCUCCACCUUGUUGCAUUUCUGCACACAAUGUUCAGCGGUUCCAGUGGAUUGGAGAGCUUGUUCCAGCUUUUGGAAUUUCAGGGAGUCAAGUGAAUGUCUUACGUUCACCCUCAGAAUUCUAUGAUACAUUGAAGGAACACAUCAAAAUGGCAAAGAAGAGAAUUGUUUUGGCUUCCUUGUACCUUGGAACAGGUCCUUUGGAACAGGAGCUGGUUGAUUGUAUUGAAGAAACUCUGCGAAGGUCACAGGAGGAAACUAUGAUACCUGAUCUUACAGUUGCUGUUCUGCUAGACUGCACAAGAGGGUCUAGAGGGAAGAAGAACUCUCGAACUAUGCUGAUUCCAUUGCUGAAGAAGUUUCCAAAUCAAGUGCGUAUCUCUUUAUAUCACACCCCAGAUCUCAGGGGUAUUCUUAAACUCCUUGUUCCAGAGCGGUUCAAUGAGACAAUUGGCCUACAACACAUCAAAAUCUACCUCGUUGACAAUAACGUUAUUAUUAGUGGAGCAAAUCUAAGUGAUUCCUACUUUACAAAUCGCCAGGAUCGUUAUGUUUUACUCCGUGACUGCUGUGAGAUUGCAGAUUUCUUUGAUGAGCUGGUCAGUGCAGUCAGUGAUAUCUCGCUUCAGUUGGAGCAGAAUGAUACAGCUGAUGUGAAACCAGGAAUGGUCCACCCAUUCACAGGCAGUCGAAGAGAUUUUUGUGCGGCAGCACAUGAGAGGGUCAUGGCUGUGGUGAAUGAGGCAAGACGCAAGCAGCAACACACAACCCACCUAACAGGCUUGGCUAAGAGCCCUUCUCAAGAAGAGUUGGCACUUACUUCUGACAUCGAUCCAACUCUCAGAGAGGCAGACACUUGGAUUUACCCCAUAAUACAAAUGAAGCCAUUUGAAAUUAGAAUAGAUGAGCAAGUGACUGAAGCCUUGAUGACUGAAGCUGAAGAGGAUUCUAGGAUCUACUUGACUUCGGGGUAUUUCAAUCUUACUCAAACCUAUAUGGAUCUAAUUUUGGGAACCAGUGCAGAUUACCAAAUAUUGCUAGCCUCUCCAGAGGUGAACGGUUUCUUCGGUGCUAAGGGUGUAGCAGGAGCCAUUCCUUCAGCUUAUGUUUACAUUGCCAGACAAUUUUACAGCAGCGUGUGUCAGAGUGGGCUACAAGAUAGAAUAAUGUUACGUGAGUACUUCAGAAAAGGGUGGACUUUUCAUGCAAAAGGUCUGUGGUAUUACUUGUCAGGAAGCAAGUGGCCUUGUCUAACUUUGAUUGGCUCUCCCAACUUUGGGUAUAGAUCGGUACAUAGAGACCUGGAGGCUCAGUUAGUGAUCGUGACAGAGAAUCGCAAGUUACAACAGCAGUUACACCAGGAACAAGAACACUUGUACCGUUUAUCAAGUGAAGUUUUGACUUCUACAUUUGACCAACCGAAUAGACAUGUGAAACUCUGGGUGAAACUGGUAACACCUUUAAUAAAGAACUUUUUUUAGAAACUGGCAAAGGAUACUUCUGUUAUUAAAAGUCCAGACAUAAGUCGGACCUCGGGUACGGGUUUUAUACACUGGGCAUUCGUAAAUAUUUUUUGUUUCUUGACGAUCGACUGGAAUGGCUUUGAUAAAGGCAACUGGCAUCGCUGGCGUAAGUUCCUUCAGUCGUGCGUCAGCAAGGACUCCACUGUUCUUAUCCCAACGUGCACCUUUCAACAUAUAAAAUAUUGUUAGUGAUUUGGCUGGAAAAUCUUUUGCUGCAGAGUUGUAUUUUGUUUAUUGAUAAGCAAGCAAAAAUAAUGAAAACUGAAUGAGUUCCUUCUGUGAUGGAAUGUCUCCCAGAAAAUUUUUGUCAAUGAUAUAUGUUAUUUUAGGAUCUUUCUAAUUUGGUAGAAGCUAAUAAAAUCAAUGAAAGCUU
This is a messenger RNA of Pristis pectinata (smalltooth sawfish), 2088 nucleotides long. Its product is annotated as CDP-diacylglycerol--glycerol-3-phosphate 3-phosphatidyltransferase, mitochondrial. Gene Ontology annotation, biological process: cardiolipin biosynthetic process. Gene Ontology annotation, cellular component: mitochondrion. The record is from RefSeq and is a predicted model, not a curated record. The coding region runs from base 12 to 1673 and encodes 553 amino acids. Gene Ontology annotation, molecular function: CDP-diacylglycerol-glycerol-3-phosphate 3-phosphatidyltransferase activity. The transcript is spliced from 10 exons. Lineage: Eukaryota; Metazoa; Chordata; Chondrichthyes; Rhinopristiformes; Pristidae.